This is a messenger RNA of Adineta steineri, 1356 nucleotides long. The record is from the annotation of a GenBank genome assembly. NCBI's taxonomy places the organism in Eukaryota, Metazoa, Rotifera, Eurotatoria, Adinetida, Adinetidae.
AUGACGCUUUGGCUUGUUUCUCCAUCAUCACCAACUGGUAAUGAUCGUCUCAUUGAAUUAGCGGGUAUUGAUUUGUGGAUUGGAUUAUGUACUAACCGAGUAUUCGUCUACCCAUCUGACUUAAAUACUGAUCAAUUCAAGUAUGCACUAAGUCGUACACUUUCCUUGUGUCCCUUAGUUGCUGGUCGUUUCCUCUUGCCUGAAAAGGAUCAUUACUUUAUCAAAAUGUCGGACAAUCCAAUUCCGGUCACUUACACCGAAAACACGGAAUUAGCUGCUUGGCCUACCGAAUUGAAUGUGAUUUCAGAUCAGCAUAAAAAUUAUCUUGCGCCAUUUAUUGACGAAAUACAAACUUUGAAACCAAUUUAUGGUUCUCAAGAAGAGCCUCUCCUUCGUCUGAAACUAACUUGUCUGAAGCAGAGUGGCGAAUGGAUCUUAGGAGUAAGUUGGGCACAUGUAUUGGGUGAUGGUGGAGCUUCAUCAAAAUUUUUAAAUACUCUAUCACACUUUUAUCAAAACUUGGAUCCAGUCAAACCAUUGCCUGUAUUCGAACGACGUUUAUGGCAAGAAGACGACGCGGAUCAAUCUCUUCUGCCUAUGAUGAAAUAUUUGGCUCAUGCUGGACUAUCAAAAGACAAGUACAAACUUUGUAGCCAUUGGGAAGAUAUAUACGAGCAACUGAACUUGAACUUUUCGGGCAAACAACUAGCUAAACUACGUGAGUUAGCCGGUGGAAAUAAUGUCACUAUUCAAGAUUCACUUUCUGCCUAUAUAUGUCUUACGCUGAAUACACAUUGUUAUCUAAAUGAUGCACAACGUAGCAUUCGACGCAUCAAUACAUAUGUCAACUUUCGUGGUAUCUCCGAUGCGAUUGCUCCAGCUGGAGUCAUUGCAAAUACUAUAUUUUUGAUGCCAUCGGAUGAUUUUGAUGAUGGAAUGUCUUUAUCACAUAUUUCAAAGACAAUUCGUCAAUCGAUUCUUCGAUCACGUAAUCCAAAAUUUAUGGAGCCUUGCUUGGCUACUGCUGAUGUAUUAAUGAGAAGAAAUGCACGUGAAAAUUUUCGAGCAUGUGGGCAAUUUUCGAAUGAAAUGAUAGUUAAUUCUAAUUUACGAUUCGAUUGGGCGAGUCUCGUGGAUUUUGGUUAUACAGACAAAUGUCGUUGUUACGCGCCACGAACGAGUCCAUUGUUUCUUCGUGUGUAUCGUCUUAAUCCAAUAAAAAAUGGAACUGCAUGGUUACCACGUGAUCGAGAUGGUGUCGAAGUUGCUUUUGGAAUUGAAAAGGAACUGAAAGAAAGGUUUCUUAGUGCAUGGCAAAAAGAUGUUGCCGAAAAUUUUUCAAACGUUAGACAAUAA